Messenger RNA from Fulvia fulva, 693 nucleotides. Its product is annotated as Vacuolar protein-sorting-associated protein 24. Gene Ontology annotation, cellular component: multivesicular body; ESCRT III complex. The record is from RefSeq and is a predicted model, not a curated record. The transcript has 2 exons. Bases 1 to 693 code for a protein of 230 amino acids. NCBI's taxonomy places the organism in Eukaryota, Fungi, Ascomycota, Dothideomycetes, Mycosphaerellales, Mycosphaerellaceae. Gene Ontology annotation, biological process: protein transport; endosome transport via multivesicular body sorting pathway; late endosome to vacuole transport.
AUGGACGGCGUACGGAAGUUCUUCUACGGACCCACGCCAGAGGAGCAAAAACGAAAAUGCAAGGCCCUCGUCCGUCAAAACGGCCGCAAACUCGACCGCGACAUGCAAAACCUCAAAGCCCUCGAAUCCAAGACCCGCAAUCUAAUCCUGCAAGCCUCCAAACGCGCCCAACGCAACCCCUCCCAAAAAGACCAAGCUCUGCAAGAAACCCGCAUCUUCGCCCGCGAGCUCCUCCGCGUCCGCAAACAACGCUCUCGCCUCGCGACCUCCAAAGCCACCCUCAACUCCGUAGGCAUGCAAGUCGAGGAAGCCUUCGCCAUGCGCAAGAUCGGCGACAGCAUCAAAGCCUCCACGGGAAUCAUGAAAGACGUCAACAUGCUAGUGAAACUACCAGAGUUGACGGGGACGAUGAGGGAGUUGAGUCAGGAGUUGGUCAAGGCGGGGAUUAUUGAGGAGAUGGCGGGGGAUUCUUUGCCGGAUAGUGAGUUGCUGGAGGCUGAGGAUGAGGAGGCGGAGACGGAGGUUGAUAAGGUGUUGGGUGAGGUGCUGAAGGAUCGGACGAGUGCGCCGGGAACGCAGUUGCCGACGGAGCCCGUGGGGCCUGUGGAGGCUCAGCCCGCGGAGGAGGAGGAUAUGGAUUCGGAGGAGAUGUUGGCGCAGAUGAGGGGGAGGUUGGAGGCGUUGAAGAGUUGA